Dinoponera quadriceps is the source of this 7285-nucleotide messenger RNA. RefSeq lists its product as uncharacterized. NCBI's taxonomy places the organism in Eukaryota, Metazoa, Arthropoda, Insecta, Hymenoptera, Formicidae. Bases 226 to 3246 code for a protein of 1006 amino acids. The transcript is spliced from 6 exons. The record is from RefSeq and is a predicted model, not a curated record.
UCGCGCUAGACGAUAUUUACCUGCGCGCGCGAAGUCCCGGCAGGAGCGUAUCCGCCCUCGCUCGCGCACCCCCCUCGGGCCCCGCAGGCCUUGCACGCAGGCACGCACGCACGCAACGGCGACCCGGAGGACGAGGACAGAGCGCGCCAUGCGACAGUCUUAGGGACACGCGGGGGCGAGGAGCGGGACGGGAUCUGCGAUCAAUAAGCGGCUAAAACGUCGAAGAUGCUGCCGAAGUUGCUCGCGCUGCUGCUCUGGGCGGCAAUUCCGAUUGCGCUGUCCCAGAGCAACUAUGCGUCGCAGGGCAACAGCAUCGAGUAUCAGCCGGGACUGCCGCCGAGCACCGUCCUCGACGGCAAAGUCACCAAGCUGGACGACAUCUCGCCGAUUAUAUUUCUGAAUCGAACGAAAGCCGUUCUCAAUUGCGGACAGGGCAGCAUGCAGGUCGAGCUCAAGUUCAAGGAGCCGUUCUACGGGGUGGCUUACGCCGACUUUGAUCGCAACAGCGCCUGCAUAUUCAAAGGACGGGGCGCGACCACCGCCAAAUUGGAGCUACCUCUCAAGGGAUGCGGCACCAGGCAGGAUCCGCUGCGCGUGUUCACCAACAAUGUGGUCGUUCGCUUCCACCCCGGAUUAGAGAUGGACGGAGACGAGGUUAUCACUAUAGUCUGCAGAUACCCUCCACCCGUGGCGCCGGCACCUCCCGCGCCGCCGGCCAGCAUAUCGGCCACGUUGGCGCCCGCGCCGGUGACCGAACCGCCGCUCAAGGGUUUCCAGAUCCUGCUGAUUAUCUGCGCGAUCCUGUUCCUGUCGCUGCUGCUGUUGGGCCUCGGCUGCUCCUACAUGUGCCUGAAGCGGCGGAACGUUCGCGUGGUGCACCGCCACCCGUUCGAGAGCGGCACCGGCUCCGAGAUAACGAAACUCUCGGGCUCGUCCCUCAGCAACAUCACCAUGUUCGAGGGCCUGAAGAUACCCCGCGCGCACGCCCUCCUCCACGCGGCCGCGGCGUCCACUUCCGGUAGCGAGGUGAAUCUCGUGAUCGAUCAUUCGGACACGCUGCCGAGCGACUACCCGAGCGAAAGCCACUCCGAGGUCGACGAAGAGCGCUCAUUGCCCGUGUCCUCCGCCGGAUCCUACGACAACAAGGCGUUCGUGGACCACCACGAGGUGCAACGACAGGUGGAGAUGCGCACCUCGAGCUCCCUAUACUCCGAGACAGUCGCCGCCGAGGUGGAGACCUCGUCGACGACCGCUGCGAACGCGUCCCGGGUGAUGGUGCCGCGACACCCGGUGGCGGUGCCGAUCGAGCCCAAGUUCGACGUGCAGAUGCGAGUGAAGAGAGCCCCGCCGCCGCCGCCGAGUCCGCUGCCAUCGGAAUCGGACGUGGCGAGCGUCGCCCUCGAGAGGAACCUCACGACCAUCCUGGAGAGAGAGGAGUCCAGCAUCACUCGUUCGCUCGAGUCUUCGCCCUACCGUAUGACGACCUUCUCCUACGUUCCCGAGCUCCACGGACCGCCGGGAGGCGCGUCGUCCGUCUCCACCAUCUCCCGGCAGCAGACGCCGCCGGUCUACUCGAGGAUCCUGCGUAAACAGGCCGAGAGGGAGACCACCGUGACCAGCCAAGACAAGCUAUCUUCGCCUGUGGCCGAGCAACCGGCGUUGCAGCAUCACGAGAUUCGCCGGCCGAGAUCCCUGACCUCCCUGAACACCGAACUCACGGAGAGCCGCUCGCUCACCGAGGUGACGGACGCCUCCCACGCUAAGUACAGGGUGGCGAGUAUCCUCGCGCCCACUCCGCCGCCGCCGCCGCCAAUCGCGCCCACCACAUCCACCACCGCGACCCACACCGCCAUUCAACAUCGCGAGCACCGUCUGCUGCGCGACGAGAUGACCGAGCCGCUGGUCGAGCCGCAGGUGGUCGCGCCCCGCCGUCCGGAGAUCACGACCCACGAGGUGGACGACGUGUUCCUGAGGACCGUCACGGAGAAGAAGACGAUCGAGGACGUGGAGCGGCAUUGCCGGCAGGUGACCGAGUAUCGCGCCCGAGCCCAGCCGCCGCCGGAUCUCAAGUGGGACGUCACCAUCAGGAACUACCCGACGGAGGACCUGCCGCCGCCGCCGCCCGAAUGGGAGAACUUCUCCGACGUGAGCUCGACCUCCAACCUGACGAUCACGAACGAACCGACGCAUCACCACCUGACGGACGACGAGCCGGACGUGAACAUCGAGCCGACGUACACGACGCGCGCCGAGAUACCCUGCAGACCGCCACCCUCGGCGACGCGUCGUUCCCUGGACGACUCCGACGCCGACUGGUACACCAGGUUGGCGCGCGUGCUGGAGCCGCGUUACGCCUCCGAGCUGACGGAGGAGGAGCGCGGCAAGUGGCGCGAGAUCAUCACGACGGAGAGCACGCUGAGGACCUUGCUGACCGAGGCGGUGGUCAAGGAAGACUACGAGCUGAUACGAAAGGACGCGAGAUACGUGAAUCUGUUCCCGCCGGCCAAGUGGGACGUGAUCAUACGGAUCUUGGGCCCGCCGUCGGGCCACAACGGCUCGUCCUCCAGCCACGGCAAGAAUCACGGGCAACGGUACAAGCGCUCCAAGUCGUCCGAAUGGGACACCAGGUCCCGCCGGUCCUCCCUGCCGACCUUGUACGAGUACGAGAGCGACGGUGGUAGCUCGGCUCGCACCAACCAGAGCCACCACCUGCAGACCUCGCAGUCCGCGACGACCGUGGCCGCGCAGAGCCGUUCGCGCCGAUUCGCCGGCUCGAUUCACUCCCGCGGUGCCGGAGGUGCCGGCAGCGAGGCCGACCUGAGAUCGAUGUCCGAGAUGACGGUGCGCGACUUCGCCAGGGUGGACAGGGACGACCUGACCAGCCUGAGCUCCUUCGAAGGCGCGGACUCUCUGGUCAGAUCGCUCAGCCAGCCGAGUCUGGCGAGGUCGGGCUCCGAGUUCACCGAGCACUGGGGUAUGCCCUCCGGGAUCAUGGAUCUGCCGCAGUGGGCGGCCGAGCACGACGGCGCCAGCUCGGUGGAGACGACGCCGCGCGUCAUCCGACGGGGCGAUCGCCUGGAGGUGCUCACCUCCUUCGACGAGCACAGAGGACGCGCCGGCCUCGGCCCGUCCAUCGUCAGAUCCAGCCGGUACAGCGAGAGGGAGCUCAACGUGCGCGUGUCCGAGAGUCAGAGGGCCUCGGAUUGGUUCCACGACAACAAUUCCGAGCCGGAGAUGCAGAUCUGAGCGGACCGGAGAUUCCUACAUUCUCGCUGUUUUACCUCGAGCUCCUCUUUUACGCGCGACGGCGACGCUCCUUGAUCUCGAGAAGCGAUCUCUCGACCGAAUCUCCUCGCCGUCGUGUUUUCAUUCGUCAAGAGGCGAACGAAACGGCGGUGUAUUUUUUUUCAAUCGCUCGCGUAUUCGGCCAAAUUUCCCGAUUUCGUUGCACCUCGGACGAGAAUUGAUUUCCGCUCUUUCAAAAGGGAGGAGAGCUCCGUCGUAAUGGACGUAAAAGUCAUCUUCCGAGGUAGGGAGAGAGAGAUCGAACGAUGCAGGGUGUCGUAAGUAUGAGUCGAGAUUGAAACUUCAAGAUACCGUCGGAAGGUUGCGCGGGCCACUUUGCGGAUUCGAAGUAUUUCGCUCGGGAGCGAGGUGAGGUAUGUACGCGCCGCUCGAGGGAUUAAAGGAUAUCGCGAAAGAAGUUCGUGAAAGUCGAGCUCGCAUGCAACUACAACGACGCGACGGAUCGCGAUGCGAUGUAUCGCGAGCACCACUCGUAUAUCCGUUUUCUCUUCUCCUUCCCCCUCCACGGCCGUCUUCGCCCCUCCCCCCGAUAUAUUUACGCGGCUGUACACACGAGCGGAUACGGCGUUUGUCUCACUCCCAAGGAAAUACUUUCCUAUGUAUGAUCGAUAUCUUGCCAAGAACGACGGCGUUCGCCGUAAAAUCCACUUAUUCGCGCCGAGUGGUCAGCCGUUUCUUCCUUUCGUCCUUACGUCGAUUAUACACGCUGUCCUACUUUCCGUCCGGCCACCCUCACGGCCGCUCACUGCCCGAGGACUCCCGCGCACCCACGCCCCAAUUUUCCGGGGCGAUUCCGUCAAGAUCUCUCCCGAUGUCCCGAGACCAACGCCACUCUCUUCACACCGUCACUCGUGAGACGCGAGUUUUUACAACGCGGUCUCAGGCGCGAGUGGGUCUGCAGAUUCUGGCGAGAUUUCCACCACCGAGGUCGAUUCCCGAUCGCGCGAAUUAAUCCAUCGCAGAGCCCGCCCCGCGGACGAUCACUUCGACGACUCGUGUGCUCUCGUAAAAAACGACAGCCGCGUCGAAUCCGGGGAAAAUUCGCGAAUCGAUACAGAGAGAGAGAGAGAGAGGGAGAGAAACGAAGGUUCCUUGAAAAAUUUCCCAGCCACCCGCGCGGGCUUCGAUGGAUUAAUCGGCAAAUCCGUCCAACUCCACUCACACCCCUUUUUCACGAUCCACGGGGACAAUGCGAGAGGUAGACAAUCGCAGGAUGGGAAACAACAAACGACAACAAUAAUAAUAAUAAUAACGAUAAUAAUAAUAACGAUGAUAAAAAUAAUAAUAGUAAUAGAAUAUAAUAAUCGCGCCGAGGGAUCGAGCGCGCUACGCGCAGCUCUCAGCUUCCUAACGUUCGAUAGAUCGCCGCGAUCUCCCACCGGGGUGAUUCGCGCGGGGGUGAGCAACAUGCGACUCGAGAGAAACCACCCUUUCCGCCCCUCCCCCCUCUGUGGCCCUACCAAGCCCCCUCGUCGGCGGUGCAACUGCGAUAAUAGUCUUACUUAAGUAGGUAACGAAACACACUGGUGCUGGGUUAUACGCUUCAAACGUUAGCUAGAAUCUCCCUCUUCAAGAACAAACAUACCCAAUCAAUCACCCUGGCCCCCUUGUCCCCUCCCGUGCCCACUCUCUCCGUCCACGGGUCCCUUUCCCCGAUUUACAAUGUAUUAUCGUCGGAGUACCCGGACUCGACCGAGAAAUAGCCGGUCUAUCGACCGACACGGUACGUACCCGCGUAGAUAGGUGUAUUUGUGUAAUUACGUAUUUAGGGCUAAUGUAUAUUCUCACGCGCGUUGAAUCUUUGCGUAACUCCCUCUAUCUGUCUCUCUCUUUCUCUCUCUCUCUUUACGCGCAAUUAUUAAGGCUUACGAAGUCUUCCUUUGAAUCUUGAACCGCGAGACGGCAAUGCGGAGCUCGCGAAGUCCCGGUCGACGCAUGUUGAUCAACGACACGUUAACGACGUGUGAUUCCUCGCGAUUGCGCGCGCGUAAUCGACGGAGUUUCUCUCCAUCUCGCGUCUCUUCAGCAAUCUCGGCAUUCCGCGGAUUUAAGCGACGAUGGCGCCUUUAUGUGCGCGUACCGUUUUAACAUUAAUGGACACGAUAAUGAACGAAAUAACUUGAUGUAAUUCGCGCGAGUUUUCAUCGCGAUAACGCGAAAUGUCGCAAGAGCGAUGGAAUGUAAUAUACGAUAUCGUAUCGAAAUAAAAUCGCUGUUAGUCCCUGGAGUUAUUCCAAAUUAUGCAAGAAGGAUAAACGCAAGGAUCCAAUCCACAUGGAAUGCGCGUAUAGGCUACCUGUUGGUAGCAAAAUCUCAAAAAUGAUAAUUGUAGAAUGGACCCUUCUUGCAUAACUAUGACUAAUUGCGGAACGUUCGCCAUCUUAAUUAUUCCUGCGCAAUUGCUAUUUAUAUUGACGGUCAGUGCGCGUUGUAUCAUAAUUUAUACGCCGUGACGUUUGAUUAUAAUAUUUAACGAUACUACCGAUGACGGAACAACUGUCCUUCUCGUUAUUCAUAUGCAAUUCACAAUGCAAUCGAGUAUGCGCGAGUAUAGAGCAUGUACGAGUUACGAUCGAUAGCCCGAUUCCGAGUUGAAUGUUUGUUUGCGAGAUAAAUCCGUCCAAGGAUUUGGAAUUAAUGUUACACGAUAUCGUAUUAAGCGCGUGAUUUUCUGCGAAUUCUGUAGGACGCGAUGCAGAGAAAGGGAGAGAGAGAGAAAGGGAGGGAGGGAGGGAAAGGGAGGGAGAGAGAGAGAGAGAGAGAGAACGACCAUUUGACUCUCUCCCCGUAUGCGACAAUGUAAAUCAAAAUCAGCGCAAUAAAGUUACGCAUAUUUUAACCGUCGAAACGAAUAUCGCGAUCGGCGUUAAGCCCACACGCAGAUCGAUGAAUAAAACAUAAAGUGCGCGAUGCAUGAAAGGAAUAUCAAGCGCGAUUAACGAGGUAAUAAAUCAUACUGAGAAAUUACUUAACAAGUCUUAUCAACGUCCGAGUUUUCGCCAAUAAAUUACAUCGACCUCUCGGGACGUGUCUCCGGUCGGAAAGAAGAAAAAAGAACGCGAAGAAGAAGAAGAAAAGGAGAAAAAAUCGCUGCGAAAUUGCGAAGUGAAAAUUCGAAGAGAGGGAAAAUAUCGCUUACGAUAAGAGGAAGAAAAACUAAUUAGACGCCUGUAUUUAACUCACGGAGACGCGAUUGAACGAACCAAGACAGCAACGGGAAGACGCGAUCGCCACUUAUAUCAGGUGCAAUAGCCGCGCUGUAUAUCGUUAGAAAUUAACGUAACGAAUAACCUUUAGAUAUGAUAUAUAUAUAUAUAUAUAUAUAUAUAUGCUUAUGUAUACAUAUAUUUUUUAUAUCGAAUUUUCCGACGAAAAAAUUGCGAAUUGCGUUUGAAUCGACUGUCCCUUUUGAGAGUCGUACGCGUGCCCGCGCAACAACAAUAUUAUUCAUCCGGGCGUGAGCGCUACGAAUGGGUGCUAUCGGGGAUGUAAAUAACAAAAGGAAGAAUCAAAUUAAAGGAAAACACAGAGAGAGAGAGAGAGAGAGAGAGAGAAAGAAAUAACCGUCUCUAGUAAAAUAAUUGGGUGGUAAUGUUAGAACGUUCGUUCUCCUCGCGAUUGUUACUUGGAGAGAAAUGCGGCGGACACCUAAGUUCGGAACUAAACAUUGUAACUCCUAAUAAGCGCCGGCAGCCGCAGCGAGCCGCGCGUCCGAGCGCGUUGCAAAUCACGUAACCCACGUCGCUUCGUAUUAUUCUGCAAGAGAUUAACAGAAAACGGCGCGGCCCGACUUCGCGUUGUCGAAACAUCGACGAGGUAACCCGGCUCGACGGUGAUUACGAUAUACGAAUAAACGGGGAUGUGUAACACUUCGAGCUUUGGCGCGAGUUCGGUGAAUAUGGCUAUUAAUAAAAUUGGUUAUCCAAUGCGGCUUGUAUUGUUAUUCACUUAUUGCCGAAUAAACUUGAUGAUGCCUGCA